Molecule: messenger RNA, 588 nt
Organism: Staurois parvus
Lineage: Eukaryota; Metazoa; Chordata; Amphibia; Anura; Ranidae
Source: the annotation of a GenBank genome assembly
AUGGUAUCUAUCCCAGUCCCUAUUUAUAACCAGCUCAUAGAAGGCUAUUGGUUUGGACCACAAAUGUACUGCAUUGAAUUGUUUCCAUCAGUUUAUCAUGAGAAGGCUUUUAUCCUUUACAACUUCCUUGUGGUAUACAUGCUACCGUUGCUCACUAUCUGCAUCUGUUACUCUGCCAUGGUCUAUCAAAUGGGAAGGCCUUCUGUGGAGCCUGUUGACAACAGUUACCAGGUGCAAUUAUUGGCUGAGCGUUCUGAGCUAAUGCGGACCAAAGUUUCACGCAUGGUGGCUGUUAUUGUACUUCUCUUCACUAUCUGUUGGGGUCCCAUUCAGCUCUAUAUCCUUCUGCAGGCAUUUAGUCCCACUUUCAAACGUGACUACUACACUUAUAAGGUGAAGAUAUGGGCCCACUGUAUGUCCUACACCAAUUCGUCAAUCAAUCCCAUUGUGUAUGCAUUCAUGGGUGCCAACUUCCGCAAAGCUUUUAAUAAAGUUUUUCCUUUCCUCUUUAAGCAGCGAGUGGCCAGUGUUGGAGUUGCUGCUCCUAAUGCCAACACUGAAAUGCAUUUUGUUUCCUCAGGAACAUAG